Molecule: messenger RNA, 307 nt
Organism: Apaloderma vittatum (bar-tailed trogon)
Lineage: Eukaryota; Metazoa; Chordata; Aves; Trogoniformes; Trogonidae
Gene: TEN1
Product: TEN1 CST complex subunit
Exons: 2
Biological process (GO): negative regulation of telomere maintenance via telomerase
Cellular component (GO): CST complex
Molecular function (GO): telomerase inhibitor activity; single-stranded DNA binding; telomeric repeat DNA binding
Source: RefSeq, a predicted model, not a curated record
GUUGUGCCACUACGACCUGGCCCGGUCCGAAGCCAUUCUCACCGCUCAGCACCACUCAGCUCAGUACCAGGUGUGUGUCGACACCAGGUUUGUGGAGCCGUUCCAAGCCCAGCUGAGGUCUUGCUACAUGGUCUUGGGAGAGGCUGAACACAGGGAAGGUGAAGGUCCUGUGGUAAAGGCGCGAAUAUUGACCUGCAUGGAAGGGCUGAAUGUGUCCUUGCUGGAACAAGCCAUACAGGAGCAGAGGAAAUACUUCAAGGAGAGGCAGGAGCAGACAGGAGACAGCACAUCCUGCCAGCAGCUCUGA